Molecule: messenger RNA, 3791 nt
Organism: Cylas formicarius (sweet potato weevil)
Lineage: Eukaryota; Metazoa; Arthropoda; Insecta; Coleoptera; Brentidae
Gene: pnt
Product: protein C-ets-1
Exons: 8
Coding region: 640-2121 (493 amino acids)
Biological process (GO): cell differentiation; regulation of transcription by RNA polymerase II
Cellular component (GO): nucleus
Molecular function (GO): DNA-binding transcription factor activity, RNA polymerase II-specific; sequence-specific DNA binding
Source: RefSeq, a predicted model, not a curated record
CCAAUUCAUACUUCGAGUCUCGUUUUGCUGCAGGUGCCCUCCGUGUUUCUUUGUAUUCUUUUGUCGCACGGCCGCGGUGGUAAACGAAAAAAACCUUUUUUUAAUCUAUAUUAUAUAUCCAGGGGGGGCACUUUAUAAUACCGCGUCGCAACGUCAGGUUGUCGGAUUGUCGUUAAACGGACUUGUCAUUGAAGUGUGUGGUUAGUAGUGAUUCGGUCUUUUCUCCAUAGUGCUCGCAGGCCCCGAUUAACGGACACGCCGAAGUACUGGAGUGUUUGAGUAAACAAUUUGUUUUGCAAGUGCCUCGGGACCGGUACGCGGGAAUUCGGCGGUUUCGAAGGAAAAAAAAUAAAUAAAUAGCCAGAAUAUAUAUAUAUAUAUGAAUGGACCGGGUUAUUUCGAGCCGGUACCGAAAUAGAUCAGUGACAGUCUCGAGAUUGCAAUGGACAUAAUUCAAAACACGGCGAAAAAAACUGUAAACGGUUGAGAUGAUGUGUAGUCCCCGCGUCACUCGUCCCCCUCGAUAUUUAUUGUGAUUUUUGUGAUGUUUCUGUACAUAGAACCGCAAUAAUUUUUUUACGUAACUUAUUUAUUUAUAUACGUUUCGCGUCGAAGGGUGUUUUUCGUGUGGUCUAGUCAAUGUAUAUAGACAUUUUGAGGCCUUGCGGCGUGAUGGGAAUAAAAACAAUGAAGGCAGUCAGCAGGCAAAAAGAUAUACCGACGCAAGUUCCGCCAUUGACGCCGGGCACCAACAAAACCAUGGCGGAGGCGCUGAAAGCGUCUUUCGCGUCGUGGGAAAAAGAGCAACUACGAUUAAAUAUUACCAAAGAUCCUCGUCAGUGGACCGAAAAUCACGUGGCCCAUUGGUUGCAGUGGGCCGCAAAGGAGUUCUCCUUGGAAUGUAUACCGCUUCACCAGUUCAGAAUGAAAGGCAAAGACAUCUGCGCGAUGGGCAAAGACGCGUUCGCUGCGCGCGCACCCGCCUUCGUAGGCGACAUCUUGUGGGAGCACUUGGAACUGCUACAGAAAGACGUCGAACGAGAACGAACGUUGUCGAACGCUAUAGCACCGGGCAUGUACGAUAGCAUGUGCGUUCCCGAGAUAGCGCCUUAUAUCGACUAUACUCAAGCGCCUGGAGUAAACCCGCUGGAAGAUCGAAAACCAGCGACCACCGUCAGCCCUCCACCUUCCAGUCACUCCAACGCAGCACCACCAUCGGCUCCUACGAACAAUAACUUCUUGCACGACGGUACAGGAAGGUACAGCGAAGCAUAUAGCGAUGCGUACGGCAGUAGUCCGUACGCGGACGGUUCCCCAUUUCAAACGGUACCGAGCGGCGGCAGCAGCGGUUCCGAUCAAUGGGGUCACACCCACGAGAUAACGUUGUCGCACCACCCGCACCCGGGCCAGGAUACGAAACCGAUGAUCCAGAACGGGAUGAUUACGGGUUAUCCUAACAAUCCUUCGAGUACGGGUGGACCUUGUUUUACGGGUACUGGUAGGUACAACGAUGGUUACGGAGACAUUUACACUUCUCCGUAUGAUAAUUCGCCUUUCCAAACUGUUCCGAGCGGAGGCGGCAGCGCUCCUGACCAAUGGGGUCACAACCACGACUUGUCAUUAGCCCACGGUCAUCCCCACACCCAUCCGGCGUUCCUUUCUGCUGGUUUGGCCAGAGACCAACUGACCGCACUCAGCCAGGACACCAAACCGAUGUUACAGAAUGGCAUGAUAAGCGGCUACCCGAAUAAUCAAAAUGCGGGAGGUCCCUGUUUUACCGGAUCCGGUCCCAUUCAACUUUGGCAAUUUCUCCUGGAACUACUCACGGACAAAUCGUGUCAAGGGUUCAUAUCCUGGACAGGGGACGGUUGGGAGUUUAAGCUGACCGACCCGGACGAAGUGGCGAGACGAUGGGGCAUCCGCAAAAACAAGCCGAAAAUGAAUUACGAAAAGUUGUCCCGUGGACUCCGGUAUUAUUACGACAAGAACAUAAUACAUAAGACUGCUGGAAAACGGUAUGUUUACCGUUUCGUUUGCGACUUGCAAACUCUGUUGGGAUAUACUCCAGAAGAACUCCACGCAAUGGUCGAUCUCAAACCCGAGAAAAAGGAUGACGACUGAAUAGGUUAUACGAAUGAAUAUAAGAUCCCAUUUCGACGACAAUAAUUCACUUGGCUUUUAUAUUGCAAUUAUAUUGGUGCCUAAUACCUGUUAAAAUUCUUAUAAAUUGUGUCCGUUGCAUUUCAAACUAAACCGCGUUUCGCACACGAAGGAUUAAAUUUAGUAUUAAGCGAAUCGAUACCAAUUUUCGACUGCUUGAAAGUGCGAGUCACUGGCAUGUGAUUAUAUUACCAAAAAGGAAACAAAAUUUUGCAAUUUUGAAACAAAUCGAUUGCAAACUUACAAUCCUUACGUACGUAUAUUUUUUUAAAUUGUAAAUUCUCCCCACCCCCCUAAAGCGAUCUCAAGCCGCCACCGCAUCCGAACGAAAAAGUCGUGAAAAACAAGUUGCAUCAGUUUUUCAUGUAAAUAUAAAAAUCGUUUAUUCAAAAAUACCAAUAUCAUGGUCAUUUUUUGAAUGACCACAUUAGUAUCCAAUACCGAGGGCUAAAAAAGUUAAAAGUCGUGUGUCCAUGCUUUUAUAGUAUUUUAACUUUCACCAUAUGUUGAAAUAUAUUAAUUCCGUAAGGAUUCAUUUAGUACGUCUCUAUCGAGAAUUUUAAAAAGCUCCAUAGCAGGCGAUUUUUUCACCUAUUUUGUCAAUAUUGCGUUUUUGUUUUUAGCUCUUUAUCAAUAUAUGAACCUAUAAACAGACAAAAAAUUCUGACACUUAUAUUGGGGUAAAAUGUGGUAAGACAAAAUAUUGUUAACAUUUUAAAAAUCUAUUUGGACCAAGCUAAGGGCCAUGCUAAAGUUAUAAAUCAUUAGGAUUUAGCAAAAGGUGAAACCUACGCUAAACCUACCCUACAACUGAUAAAUUGAUCAAGUUUUGAAUUGUUGGUAAUCAAAAUUGGUUUUCUGUUUUUUUUUUAUAUUGAUAAUUUAUAUUUAUAAUUCAAAUGACCAAGGCUUCGGUAACCAUUCAUAAAGUCAAUUUAAAGGAUAGUUUAUAAAACUGCUGCACUUUUUUUCACUCGAAUAGCAAACAAUUUCCAACCAAUUACAAUCAAACGCAUGAACAAACUGUAUAAUUCAAUUUGCUCUCUCCCCGAUUUUACCUUUCAACCAAGAAACGUUCUGUAAAUAUAAUUGUUAUUGUGAUAAGCCUAUUAAAUCAGAUAGUAGAGUAAUGUUUAUAUUUGGAUUAAUCGAUUUUUGGGGUAACACGUUGACCCUUUUAUAUUGGAUGUCCUUCCUGUUAAAUAGGAACAAGUUUAUUAUGUUAAUUUUUUUUAGAUUCUUCUAAUUAGUCGACCCGCUGUUAAAAAUCGAGGGUUCGGUUCGAACACAGAAAUUUGGUUAGUUUGGGUUAACAUUCGUUUCAAAUUUUCUAAAGGCAAACAUUUGAAAACAUUCCAAAGAUUUUAUAACACAUGCUUCUUUGGGCGUAUCCGGGAUAUUUUGGCGACUCUUCGAUUUUAAUGUUAACCGCGCGUUGGUUAAUUUUUAACUUGUGGUCUCAACGUAGGUUUUUAAUUAAGUUAUUACUAUUAAAUCAGAAAUACUUGAAAGAUAUGGCGAUGAUCUCGUUGUAAGGGAUCGGGCGAUCGCUGUUUUUUUGUUUAAUGUGUUAUUCCUACAUAUUACGACUACUGUAUUAAACAAAAAGUGUUUCAAUAAAAAUACUUAUA